AUGCCAAGCUCGUCAACCUUUCUCGCAGUCCAGUGCAGUACGUGCGAGCAGAUUCAAAUUCAAGCAUCGCGCCGUGAUGGGCGUUUUCGUUGUAAGGUCUGCGGCGAGUGGCAGAGUACUCAGAAGGUCCUCGCCAAGUCAGCUCGUCCUCAAGAAUUACGACCCUUUGUGCAAACUGCAAACCGUGCUCGAGGCGAGCAGUCCUGUCGUUCGUCUAGAACGAUAUCGGUGCCCUAUGUGGAAACUCCGGAGCGGCACUUGCAUGUGAGCGAGCGUCCGCAGGGCCGCCAGCACAAUUGUACCUCGAUUCGACGCUCGCACGGGCCCAACGAAGCCUUCGUGUCGUCAUCCCGCAACUGCAAUGCGUUCGGGAUCCCGGGUGUCGCUGGUUCUAGCACGAACGAUCAUUACCUGGAUGCGGAGAUUCUCGACGAGCUCAAUGAGCAACGUCAUGAUUCUUUCGACGACGCAAUAGAGGACGCCCUGGAAGAGGCCAGGUAA
Messenger RNA from Cyanidioschyzon merolae strain 10D, 501 nucleotides. RefSeq lists its product as hypothetical. Gene Ontology annotation, cellular component: nucleus. The record is from RefSeq and is a predicted model, not a curated record. Lineage: Eukaryota; Rhodophyta; Bangiophyceae; Cyanidiales; Cyanidiaceae. The coding region runs from base 1 to 501 and encodes 166 amino acids. The transcript has a single exon. Gene Ontology annotation, molecular function: chromatin binding. Gene Ontology annotation, biological process: mitotic G2 DNA damage checkpoint signaling.